GCCUCUCAAGUCUCAACCUAAAAUCAGGCUAAUUCCACUGUCACCUCUAAUGACAAAAUGGCAACCGACUCGCAGCUCCGAGCGUGUUAAUGGAAUCCCGGCCGUAUAAAAUGAAUGUACUAAUAGAAAUCUAUGGAGUGGGGAACCGUACAUAGAGAGACUCGAGAGAGCGGACAAAGACAGGUUCUCUUCCCCCUCUCCCCCCGUCUCUCCCCCGCGCAAAACCCUCGAUUUCCUCUCGCCGGAACCCUCGCCUCCUCAACUCCUCCACUGCUGCGUCCGCCGUUGAGGUGCAUAUGGUUUCACCUUUGCGCAAGCGUCUUUCUUCUAGAUUGUAGUAUUGGCUUUCUAUGAAAAUGGCAUGGCCCGAAGUGGAUGUAGGUAAUGGGAGAGGGAGAGAUAGUCUGGUAUCUGAGAUUGACUGCAUUAAAGGGAUGGGAACGUUAUCUGAUGCAGUUGAUUCUCCAGCCCAAUCUAAUCCUCUAGGGAUUAAAUUUGAAGGGAAGGAUGCUCUUUCUUAUGCCAAUAUACUCCGUUCUCGAAACAAAUUUGGAGAUGCUCUUGUGUUAUAUAACAUUGUUCUAGAAAAAGAAAGCGACAACCUAGAAGGCCUUGUUGGAAAAGGGAUUUGUCUCCAGGCACAGAAUCUGAACCGGCAAGCUUUUGAGAGCUUUAUGGAAGUUAUUAAGUUGGAUCCGCAAAAUGCUUGCGCUCUCACUCAUUGUGGAGUUCUGUAUAAGGAUGAAGGUCGUCUUCUUGAAGCUGCUGAGUCAUAUCAGAAAGCUCUUAAGGUGGACCCCUCAUACAGACCGGCUGCGGAAUGCCUUGCAGUUGUCCUGACGGAUAUUGGUACCAGCUUAAAACUUGCUGGGAACACGGAGGCUGGUAUUCAAAAGUAUUGUGAAGCACUUAAUGCAGACAGUCGAUAUGCUCCUGCAUAUUAUAACCUUGGAGUGGUUUACUCUGAGAUGAUGCAAUUUGAUUUGGCCCUUACUUGUUAUGAGAAGGCUGCCUUGCAAAGGCCUAUGUAUGCAGAAGCAUACUGCAACAUGGGGGUCAUCUAUAAGAAUCGUGGGGACCUAGAAACUGCUAUUGCUUGUUAUGAAAGGUGUUUGGCUGUAUCUCCAAACUUUGAGAUUGCAAAGAAUAAUAUGGCAAUAGCUUUGACUGAUUUGGGUACGAAGGUUAAACUUGAGGGUGAUAUAUCCCAGGGUGUGGAAUUAUACAAGAAAGCUUUGUGUUACAAUUGGCGCUAUGCAGAUGCAAUGUAUAACUUGGGUGUAGCAUAUGGAGAAAUGCUGAAAUUCGACAUGGCAAUUGUAUUCUAUGAACUUGCAUUGCACUUCAAUCCCCAUUGUGCGGAGGCAUGCAACAAUUUAGGAGUGAUAUACAAAGAUAGGGAUAAUCUUGAUAAAGCUGUGGAGUGUUAUCAGAUGGCAUUGUCUAUCAAACCCAACUUCUCGCAGUCACUAAACAAUCUUGGGGUUGUUUAUACUGUUCAGGGUAAAAUUGAUGCUGCAGCAGGCAUGAUUGAGAAAGCUAUUGCUGCAAAUCCUACUUAUGCUGAAGCAUACAAUAACUUGGGGGUUCUAUAUAGAGAUGCAGGCAAUAUUAACUUGGCUAUAGAAGCAUAUGAGAGAUGUCUUGAGAUAGAUCCCGAUUCAAGGAAUGCGGGUCAGAACCGACUACUUGCAAUGAACUACAUAAAUGAGGACUCCGAUGAAAAGCUGUUUGAAGCGCACAGGGAAUGGGGAAGACGUUUUAUGAGGCUUUAUCAACAAUACACAAGUUGGGAUAAUCCUAAAGUUAUGGAUCGACCACUAAUUAUUGGAUAUGUUUCCCCUGAUUAUUUUACUCAUUCUGUGUCAUAUUUCAUUGAGGCGCCCCUUUCAUACCAUGACUAUACCGAAUACCAAGUUGUUGUUUACUCGGCAGUUGUGAAGGCAGAUGCCAAAACAUUCAAAUUUAAGGAAAAAGUUCUUAAAAAGGGUGGCCUAUGGAGAGAUAUCUAUGGUGUUGAUGAAAAAAAGGUUGCUCACAUGGUAAGAGAGGAUAAGGUUGACAUACUUGUGGAGCUUACUGGCCAUACUGCAAACAACAAGUUAGGAACUUUGGCUUGUAGACCUGCUCCUGUUCAGGUAACUUGGAUUGGAUAUCCAAAUACAUCUGGUUUACCUUCUGUUGAUUAUAGAAUCUCAGACUCAUUUGCAGACCCACCUACUACCUGUCAGAAGCAAGUUGAAGAGUUGGUUCGACUAUCUGAAUGCUUUCUUUGCUAUACGCCUUCUCCCGAAGCUGGUGUUGUUUCUCCCACCCCUGCACUUUCAAAUGGUUUUAUUACGUUUGGGAGCUUUAACAAUUUAGCAAAGAUUACUCCCAAAGUAUUAAAAGUCUGGGCAAAGAUAUUAUGUGCAGUCCCAAAUUCUAGGCUGAUUGUGAAGUGUAAACCAUUUUGCUGUGAUAGUAUCAGGCAGAGGUUCCUCUCAAUACUUGAGCAACUAGGUGUUGAGCCUUUGCGUGUGGAUCUCGUACCUUUAAUUCUUCUAAAUCAUGAUCACAUGCAAGCAUAUUCACUAAUGGAUAUCAGUUUAGAUACGUUUCCAUAUGCGGGUACAACUACUACAUGUGAAUCUUUGUACAUGGGUGUUCCAUGUGUCACUUUGGCUGGAUCCGUUCAUGCUCAUAAUGUUGGUGUUAGCCUUCUUAGCAAUGUUGGUUUGGCGCAUUUGGUCGCGAAAACUGAAGAUGAGUAUGUCCAGUUGGCAGUGAAGCUAGCAUCAAACGUCUCUUCUCUUUCCGAGCUGAGAAUGUCUCUCCGUGAACUAAUGCUUAAAUCUCCUCUUUGUGAUGGCCUAAAGUUCACCAAGCAUUUGGAGUCCCUUUACAGGACUAUGUGGCACCGAUACUGCCGAGGGGAUUCUCCAUCUCUUCAUAAAAUGGAAGCUCUGCAGCAUGAACAGCACACCCAUUCUGACAAGAUCACAGUUAUUUUUUCCGAAGCCACUAAAACAACUCUUGUGGAAGAACACCACCAUCUUUCACCUGAGGCCAACGGUCAUGUCCUCGUCGCAUCUUCCGGCGAAACGCAUAGCAGCCCUGAUAAGAACAUAGCAAAUGGAGGCUUGAAUUGAAUCAGAAAGCAUUGUUGAGGUUUAGAGUGCCUUCAGGCUUCUCUUUGGCAUGUCUGUGCCAACAAUUCCAUUUGGGAUUUCUUCCAUUUUUCCCUGCAACUGAUGGGUGAGAGCUUCCAUGGAGAGAUGAUGGUAAAUAUAGUUAGAAUGGAGUUUUGAUGUGAAAUGAUGAAGGGGUUGGCCUUAGAAAUACAAUUGAUGUAGUAGAUGCAUGAUUGUUAUAAUAGAACAUGUCUAGUGGACAAAAAGGGAAAUUGUUCUUUCUCAAGAAAAGAAAGAAAUUGAUUGUGCCCUUGUAAAAUCUGCUUAGCCAGAAUUUGAGGAAAUGGAUCACUUGUUUCAGUUCAACACUGCGCGGUUGUGCGUUAAGCAUUUAGCUCAA
Dendrobium catenatum is the source of this 3513-nucleotide messenger RNA. Its product is annotated as probable UDP-N-acetylglucosamine--peptide N-acetylglucosaminyltransferase SPINDLY. The record is from RefSeq and is a predicted model, not a curated record. Bases 351 to 3131 code for a protein of 926 amino acids. Gene Ontology annotation, molecular function: protein binding. Lineage: Eukaryota; Viridiplantae; Streptophyta; Magnoliopsida; Asparagales; Orchidaceae. The transcript has 18 exons.